Zygosaccharomyces rouxii is the source of this 2121-nucleotide messenger RNA. It is a transcript of the gene MPF1, whose product is annotated as Mpf1p. The transcript has a single exon. Bases 1 to 2121 code for a protein of 706 amino acids. Lineage: Eukaryota; Fungi; Ascomycota; Saccharomycetes; Saccharomycetales; Saccharomycetaceae. The record is from RefSeq and is a predicted model, not a curated record.
AUGCCAAGCCUGGCUAGAUCGAUCCAGAGCGAAACAUCACGUUCGAUCAAAAGUGAUGAAAUGCCACAUUUGGCAGACGAAGGUAAUGAAUUUUUACAGGUUAUAGAUGGAGAACCGGCAAAGCCACCACCCUAUCAAGCUGUUAAUCCCAACCGGAGAGUAUGUUUCCCCGUUUAUGAGUACGAAGAGACGAGAUCUUUACCGCCAUCUUAUAAACCUACUGUGGAGGAAUGCACGGUUGUUAGUGUCAAAUGGGAAUGGUCAACACCUUAUGAGUUAUCACCUGUUAAACAUUGGCAUAAUUACUUGUUGGAGAUUAAUUCAACGCAGCUCAACUUUUAUGAUAUUGAUCCAGAAUUGACACAGGGGAUUAAAAAUUAUAGUAAUGGAUCUGAUGAAGCUCAGCAUUCCCAUUACCGUUUUUCUUUGUCAAAGGGCGGUGCAUAUCAGUUUAAUAGAUCUGACCAAGAAAACAUCACAGCACGUUUACAACGUAAUAAACCAAAAUUUUUACAUCCAUCCAAGUUGUGCAAAUCCUUUUCGUUGCAAUGUGCUAAAGUGGGUGUACCGACGGAUUAUACUAAGAAGACAUUUCUAUUAAGGUUGAGAUGUGAACAGGAACAAUUUAUGGUAAAUUUUGCUCAUGUCGAUGAUAUGAUUAUGUGGUCCGUGUAUUUGCAAACGGGUAUACACGUUUCAUUGGAUCUGGAUCUAAGAGAAUAUCCAAGUUAUAGAGUUGUUCCUAGAAGGCGUAGAACUCGUGCAAGUAAUGGUGGUCGUAGUAGCAGUGGCAGUGGCGGUGGCAGUAGGAGUAGCACUAGAUUUCCUAGACCUGAAGGUCCGCAAAGGUCACAAUCUAUGGGUAAAUUACUGUUAUCUGCAUCCCCUUCAUCUACAAGAGGUAGUGGUAGUGGUAGUCCUACACCAACAUCAGGUUCACGUAUCAAACCCCAGAGAAGCACUUCCUCAGGAUUGUUACCAACUUUACACAAACGUCAUACAUCCUCAGGUUCAUUUCCUCAAGUACCUUCAAAUGCUUCCCAUAGUCGUAAAGUGAGUCCUGGCGCUAGUAAUAUUACCGGAGAAGAAAGUCCACACUCAAUCAAAUCGAAAUUUAAGCAUUUGUUCAAAAAUGAGGAUCCACCAAAAUUGGUGAGCAGUAGAAGUAGUGGUAAUUUGUCAACCCUUCAUAAGGAACCGCGUAUUAAGUCUUCGCCUCCGAAAAGACCACCAUUAAAUUCUAAUGAUACGAAGACUAAAUUUCAUGUUGGGGAUUUGAAUUCAGUGCAAGAGGAUGUGGAAACUGAAAAUCAAAAUAUGUCUGAGAGUAAGACUUCACCAAUGCACCAUAGUGUUUUACAAAGGCCUACAGCAAGACGUAUGGUAAGUUCGCCGUUAUUAUCUGUGCCUGGGCAGUCUUUGGAUAUGAGAUCUCCAGCAUCUUCUGCUAGAGCAUCACCAACAUCAACUCCAACACCACCAAAUGAAUCUAUUUCACCAUUACCAAGAACUCCUACGCAACGAGAAGCUGAGGAAGUACAACAGGUGCGUCGUGAACAUAACGAUCCUGUAUCGGCUGAUUUUCAUGCUGGAAUUCGUGCAUCUCUUGCGGAUGAUGAUGAUGAAGAAGGUGAACUGGAAGAUACUGAAUUAAUCAGUAGUCGUAAUAGUAGAGGCAGUCGUAAUAGUGGAGGAUCUAUCUAUCUGGAAGAAGGUAUUUUUCCUGAGAAUGAUGAUGAUUACGUUUAUACUAGAAGACCUCAACAGAGCCCAAGGGGUAAAUGUGGCUCUUCUGGUAAGUGGAAUCCGCCAAUUAAGGAGCCAUCGCGUGGGAGAUACAUCAGAGAUUCGUUACGUUGUAUCAAAUCCUUAAAUGAUGAUGAUAAAUGGAUGGGUAAAGUCGUAUUUAGACCUUAUAGACCUCCAGACUUCCCUACUAACAAUUUACCGCUACCUUAUGGAUUGACACCAAAUAUCCCUAACCGUCAUACAAAGAUAAAUCCUUGGGAAACGGUUGAUUAUAAGAGAACUAGGAAUCAUUAUUUGAGACCCUACAUAGUUGGGCCAACCGGACUGGUAAAGGCUAGCACAAAGCCGCAUAACAUGUAUGAAGAGGUGUAA